CGCCAUUUGAAACCAAGUGUGAUCAACGGUUGGAAUUUUAACGUUAAAAGUCCUGAAAUAAUUGCGAUAAUUACCUCAAUAAUUAAAAAAAACUAAAUAAAUCUUUAUAAUUGAAUGUUAUAAAUUUAUACGAUUGUUUUAAGAUGUUUCGAACAAAAACAUCUGUUGAUCGUCAUGUCCAAGAAUUGUUUCGUAAAAUCACUGAUGAAAAGGAGAGAUCUCUCCGUUGUUACAACAUAGCCAAGCUGUACUACCAAGUAGGUGAUUUCGAGUCAGCUCGCAGGUACGUGUCAAACUAUCUCGAACUAAAAGUAGAGUCAGCAGGAGCCUACAAACUACUAGCUCAAAUCUACGAAGCCUUAGGCCAAAAAGAAUCAGCUCUAGCACAAUACCAGCUCUCACUCGAGCUAGACGCUCGCCAAGAUGAUUUAAUCCUAAAAGUCUGCGAGUUGUUAAUCGACGUGGAUAUCAGCUUAGACAUCAACCGCAUAAAGUACUGGGUGGACCGAGCAGGCGAAAAGUUUCCGCACCAUCAAAUAGUAUUCCAAUUAAAAGAGAAAAUGUUAUCCUCCGAUCGUUCUGGAAUUGAUGACGACCUUGAAGGUCUAAUUAUUUCCGAAUUAUCCACCCGUCCAUCAGACGUAAUGUUGCGGGUUAAAUUAUUGAAGCAUUACGUCGCUAAAAAUCGGAUUGAUGACGCUUACCGGCACGCAAUUGAAGCCGAAGCUAAUUACAUCUACCGCGACAAUCUCCAGUGGUACGAAACUCUGGUUGAUGUUCUGUCAAUCUACAGAGAGACUAAUACAUUCAACCAAUCAUUCUGGAUUAAUUAUCUCGCAUCUUGGGAGAGAUUCGCUGCGUUAUCUUGCAAAGAAGGAGAAAAAGCUAAAACAAUCCCCGAAGCGACUCAGAUUAUUCUCAAUUUUGAUUCUGCCUUGUAUGAAGUCAAGCACCAGACUCAUCAAAGCUCUAGUUUCAUUGAUCAAAUGUUCCAUCACAUGUGGGGCCAGCUGCAUUAUCAUCUAGCUUGUCUGCUGUUGCGUAAAGCUAAGCGCGAGCAAAAAAACUGGAUUGAAACUGCAAGACUCAGCAGUCCGUUGUUACUCAGUGCGUUUCAUACUUCUCCGAUUGACCUGACUGGUUCCUGGGCUGCUAACUUGAAAGGUUCUUCAAAAACACUGGCGAGCUUGUGGCGCAAAGAAGGUUGUUAUCGUUGCAGCCAAGCUGCUCACGUCUUACAAGAUUACGCGCGCGACAAUCCCAAAAAACUAAUGGACAAAAUAGAAGAAUUCAUGAACAAUUCUUGGCGCGAAAAUAUCUACCGUAAAAUAUUUAACAAAACUCACGAAAUAACCAAUUCAUACUUUGUCAAAAAUUCCGGUCAGAAUCCCCCAUUGAGGCUCUUGUCCUCCAACGAAUUAAAGCAGUACGACGAAGAGUCAAAAGAAGUGUACCCAGAUUCGCUUCAUCACCAUGUAUGGUUAGGAAUUGUUAACAAACCUCGUCUAAAAUCCAACGAAGAUCUAGGACCUUACCCCAACGAAUACUCCCACGUGUUUCCCAAUUUACAAUUGUCGGUUUAUAAUCUAAGCCAAGCUUCCCCCGAUAGUUUAGGAGUUCUAGAUAUCGAUGCGUUUUUAAACGCCACUAUCCUGUGCUCGCUAAAGAUAGUCGAAGAGCAGCAAAAGAACGGGUUAUUGUCGCCCGAAAGAAUGCCAACUUUACCAGCAGACUUGACUACUAGUCUCUGUAGCUCGGUUCAGGAAAAAUGGUGGUUAUAUGCUUACAAAAUCUACCGAAGGUCGGAAAUUAUAAGGUGUGAUAUUGGAGAAAUACGCCAGGAAGUUCAGCGAGGAUUGGAAGUAAUCCGCUGCAUUGGCAGUCAUGGUCUCCAUCCUAGUAUUUUAGUCCAGCUGGCUAGAAUUUUCCAACACCGCUGUAAGUUAUUAAAAGACAAAGAUAGCAAUGACUUGCCCUUUAUUCAAGCAAGAUGCGAGCUUUAUUGGUCCGCCGCAGUUCCUUUGUUGGAAAGAUUGCUCAAUAAUCAGCAAAUCCGGAUGAUUAACACCCGAAUUUUUGACUACCAAGGCAAAGAAAUGAACAAUGUAGAACUCAGCAACUCCUUAGAAGAAGGCAGAUUAUUAGUUGCGUGCAAAUACAUUAGGGAUAGAAAUUACGAGCAAGCUAGUGACAUUCUUACGUCGCUAAAGUGUCCUGAAGCUUCCUUCCAUCAAGGAGAAAUUUACAAAAAACUUGCUGAUGAAUUAAUUGAAUCCUUACCUAAAGAGAGUAUCACCUCCUCAAUUAGAUCUCAGUACAAUAUAAUGCUAACGAAAGCUAGAAAUUGCUUUUACUUAACACUAGACCGCUUGCGCAGUCCAGGAAUAAAUCCUAACCACCCCUUAAACGCGGAGUUAGGGAGUAGGUUAGCGAGUAUUGAAGACGAAUUGUGGAGAAAUGAUGCUAAGAAUGACGGAGAUAAUGGAUCCGAUGAAAGUUACUCAUCUGCUCACAGUAUUACCGAACAAUUAGCUAAUUCUACGAUUAACCCCAGCACUAUUACUCCCCGCCGUAAUCAUAGAACCCCUAAAUUAUCUAGCACACCCCGUCAAUACCCCAACAGUGAAUUAGAUAUCACUCGCAGCAGAAUUCAGAUGGAAGCCCGGCCAAGUCCGGAGCGCCUUGAUGCUCAAAUUAGGCAACUGCUUUACACUAAAGACAACAUUCUGCACAGUGUCAUGGACCAGCAGAAGACUCUUUUGGAGUCUAAUAAGGCUUUAACUGAGUCUAAUAGACAGUUACAGUCAAUUGUUGAAGAGCUGAGGAAGGAAAUGGCUGAGUUUAGACUCGAAGCUAAAAAGCCUAAAAGAACUGCUAGUGCUAAUCAGUAUGAUGAUGAUCCUUACAACUAUGAGGAAGAUUACAGUGAUGUAAGUUAUGGCGUUCAAAGUAACAUAACUCAGCCGACUCAGCCAAUUCAGCCAAUCCAACCGACUUUACCUAUUCAGCCAAACGUUUAUCAGCCACGUUAUCCAUACUCGCCUUAUAACCAGCUUAAUUAUUACUCAGGAUUGCCAUAUAGUGACCUAAACCUCCCACAAUUCUUCCCUCCGAGGUACCCACUAGGUCUCUAUCCCCCAGACCGCAAUCUUGUACCCAAAGUCCCGGAUAUGAUCCAACAAGGCAUGAUCCAGCCGAACUUAUUCAACCCACUGCUAAACCAAUUCAAUGAUACAAUUGUCCCGGUCUCUCCCCAACAAAUACCAGUUCCACAACUUAGCACGGACUUGCCCAGUAAUAUUUUAGCUCCUAAAGAUACUGCCACUAUAAAAAAUGCCCCAGUAAACAAAGAGCCACCUGUUAAUGUAACUAUUACCAGUUCUGAUAUUGUACCCACUAGCGCUCCGUUUGUUCAACCAACUUUGAGUAUUGUAAUUCCUCCCCAGCAUCGAAAAGUCACUACUGUUGCUAAUACUAAUGCUAAUGCUAACUCACAAGUAACUAGUACCCCGCAUAAUUACCAGAUUUUAAUGCCAACAGGCGCUAAAAUCCCAACCUCUUCAAAUCUAUCGUCCAUUUUCAGCAACUCUGUCUUUAAUAGCAGUACAGAUAAAAUUAAUGAAAGGAACACUAGUGUGGUAUCAACUGGCUCUCAUAACAGUUCAAUUGAAGCUGUAGAAGUAGAACAUGACCCUAUCCCAGACUUCCAACCGAUAAUUCCGCUUCCAGCGGAAGUUAAAGUAACCACCGGUGAGGAAGAUGAACAAACGCUAUUUUGCGCUAGGGCAAAAUUAUUUAGGUUUUUUGAGAAAGAAUGGAAGGAUAGAGGGGUUGGGAAUGUUAAACUUUUGAGAAACAAAGAGGGAAAAGUGCGCUUGUUGAUGAGAAGAGAGCAAGUCUUGAAGAUUUGUGCUAAUCAUUUACUUUCUCCUGAUAUGGAGCUUAAGGCUAUGCCGAAUAAUGAUAAAGCUUGGACCUGGGCGGCUAAUGAUUACGCUGAUGAGGAGGUUAGGUUGGAGAAACUUUGUAUUAAGUUUAAGUUAGUUGAGGAAGCUCAGUUGUUUAAGGAAGCGUUUGAUAAAGCUAAACAAUCUGUUCCUGUUUCUCCACCGAAAAAUAAAGAGUUGGGUAAAAAUGAUUUGUCUAAAGAAAUUGGCAAUGAUUCUCCGGCAGAUGGCAAUAAGUCUUCAAUUAUGGUUGGAGGAUUUUCAUUUUCUUCUACCCCAGUUAUUCAAUCAACUAUAGCUAGUGAUAAUAAUAAAUUGAAACAAGAAGAAUCAUCAAAGCCUAGUCCAUUUGCUGGAUUUUCAUUUAGUAAAAGUGAACCAACUGUUCCAAGUGGAUUUAGUUUUAAUAAAAAUAUAUCGGAAGCUGAUAUUUCCAGUACUAAACCUGCCUUGCGAAAGCCUCAGCAAGCUCCCAAUUCUGUCCCAACAACAACUAGCUCUAAAAUUACUGGGGUGAUAAAUGACGACAAUGAAGCUGUAUUAUUUAACAAAAAUGUAAGCUUAAUGCGCAGCUCUGGUGAAUCUGGACAGUGGAAGGACCGUGGAACAGGUUCCUUGAUGCUCUUAUUAAAUGAAAAGUCGCACAAAUUGCGUAUAUUGAUGCGAAAGUCAGACACUCAAAAAUUGUGCAUCAACCAGACUUUAACGAACAAUUUUGUAGUGAUGAAUCUAAGCGGAGCUUCCAAUGUAAUUUGCUGGGCAUCAACUGAGUCAAAUAAAUCAGGAAAACAUGAAACUUACGCAGUGUCUUUUAAAGAUGCAGCUGAGGCUGAGGAAUUUAGUGAUAAGAUUCAUCGCUUGGUCAAGUUGAUGGUCAACAAUUCAAAUGAAAUCCCUGGGGAAUAUAUUUCUAAAACUGGGAAGAUUGUGAAGAUAAUUGAGGGUACUAGUGGCGCUAAAGAAGUUUCUAAGUCGCUGUCUGAAAUGUUUAAACCAGCUGUUGGUUCUUGGGAGUGUGCUAGUUGUUAUACUAGAAAUAAUGCGGGGGUUGGGCAAUGUGUAGCUUGUUCUGCUCCAUCAGAACCUCAGAAGCCAGUCACUGAAAUUAAGCAACCAGUUUCAGCACAAAUUGUUAAUUCUAAUUCUAAUCAAUCAUUUGGUGGAUUAUUCAAACCACAACCUGAUACUUGGGAAUGUAAAAUGUGUUAUAUCCGCAAUUCUAAGUCAGAUUAUUACUGCGUAGCUUGUGAUAGUCCAGUUGAUCCUUCAAUGCCUGAAAAACCAAAACCAAAUGACACAUUAAGCUCCGCACCUGGACAAACAUUUACUUUUGGAAUUCCAAAAGGAACAACAGCAGGACAAUCAGCAAGUUUGUUCACAGAUAUGCUAAAAACCCAAAAAGAAUCAACAACAACAACAACAGGAUUUUCAUUUGGCUUCAACCAACCUUCUAAAGAAGGUUUAGGUAGCUUCACAUUUAAAGCACCAGGCACUGAUGCUCCAGGAGAAAGCAAGCCUUUAGACUUCAGUGGAUUUGGCCAAAAAUCAGAAAAAGAUUUUGGGUUUGGAACAAAGAAACUUGAACCUCCAGCAAACACCUUUGCAUUUGGCUCCCCUGGAAAGUCAUUUGACUUCCAAUUCUCCAAAUCUCCUGUAAAAUCCCCCGGAGCUGGAGAUGUGAGUGAAGACGAGGUUGCUGAAAGCGAGGAUGUUUACUUUACACCGGUAAUACCGCUGCCUGAUAAGAUUGACGUGAAAACUGGGGAAGAAGAUGAAGAGGUUCUUUACUGCCAUCGUGCUAAGUUGUUUAGAUACGACGCUAAGACUAAGGAAUGGAAAGAACGUGGGUUAGGUGAUCUUAAGAUACUUAAGAAUGAUAAGAGUAAUAAGACUAGGUUUGUGAUGCGGCGAGAACAGACUCUUAAGUUGUGUCUUAAUCAUUUUGUGACGGAAGACUUGGAGAUUAGUAAGAAAGAUGAUAAAACUUGGAUGUGGCACGCGGCUGAUUAUAGCGAUGGAGAAAUUGAGUAUGCUCAGUUUGCGUGUAGGUUUAAGACGCCGGAAAUUGCGGGGGAGUUUAAGGAAGCUGCUGAUUUGGCUAUUGCUAAUUUGGUAAGUGAUUCUGUUAAGGAAUUUGAAUCUUCAGCCCAAAAAUCAGUCCAGAAAUCAGACCAAAAAUCAGCUGUUAAUGAAAUUCAAGUAGUUUAUGAGCGUAAAGUUACAGAAGAAGAAAAAAACGCAGCUUUGAAAUUACAAUUACCGGAAAACUUUUAUGCUUAUAAGCAAAAAGAAGAUUGUCAAGGAUGUCGAGGAUGUAAAGAAGAUAUUUCUUUGUUUGAAAGUGAAAAAACUCAAUCAGAAGCUGAUAAAUCAGCCGCAACGCCUCUAAAUAUUAAAUUAGCUCCACCCAAAUUAAGCCCUUCACCUUUAAAAGCUCCUACAUCUGCUCCAACAACUACCUCAAUGAAUUUCGGAGCAACAUUUUCAUUUGGCACUUCAGCACCUUCUUUUGGAGCAACUCCAGUAUUUGGUGGCGCCACUAAUGAUAAGGAUAAAAAAACAAGCUUUAGUUUCGGAAGUUUUUCCGAAUCUUCUGCAGAAAAAUCACCUAAUUUAUUUGGCGGGAAAACUAUUUGCAGUCCUUCAUCUGUGAAUUUUGGCAAAAGCCAGGCUUUUAAUAAGACUUUUGGAGAAACACAAACUCCUGGGUGGACUUUCGGAUCUUCUGGGUCUAAUAAUUCCAUAUUUGGUGGAGCUAGUGCCAAACCUGAAGCCAAUCUAUCCUUUUCCAGUUUUGGAACUAAUUCUGUUGGAUCUAAACCUGAACCUAUCUUCGGAUCAAUUGCUAAUGAUUCAAGCCCAGUAUCUUUUGGCAGCUUGGCUAAAUCAGUAACUAGCACUAGCACACCUCCAACAACCACACCAACAACUACUAGUUCAGUUUUUGGAUUCUCUUCAACUCCAUCAACAAUCUUUGGAAGUUCAAUUUUUGGCGGGAAAGUCUUUGAAUCAGCUAACAUGACUUUUGGUUCAGCAAAUACUGACACUAAGGUAACUUCUGCAGAAGUUGCACAAAAAACUGAAGGAUCUAACGCGUUUUUGAACACAGAUAACAUUGCAACCUUUUCGAGUUUAGCUUCUAAUGCAGAUCAGCCUAUAAGCUUUAAAACAGACCCUAAUUUCUCUUUUGCUGGAGCUGGACAGUCCCUAUUUGGUGCCAAACCUUCUCCUCCGGGUAAAGUAGAGAAAGCUUUGACAACAGAUGAUAAAGAAGAGGAUGAUAAGGAAGAAAAUGAUGAAGGGCAAGAGUAUGAUCCUCAUUACGAGCCGAUAAUUCCUUUGCCAGAUGCAAUUGAAGUCUGGACUGGAGAAGAGGAAGAAGAGAAAUUGUUCAGCCAGCGUGCUAAAUUGUACAGAUAUGAAACGGAGACCAAAGAGUGGAAGGAAAGAGGUGUUGGUGAUAUGAAACUGCUUUACCAUAGUGAGAAAGGGACUUACCGACUGCUGCUAAGGAGGGAACAGAUACACAAAAUUGUCUGUAAUUUUUCUAUAUCGCCAGAAUUAGAGUUCCAACCUUUGAAGACUUCGGACAGAAGUUUGAUGUGGGUGGGAAUGAAUUUUAUAGAAGGGGAGCUUGUUUUAGAGAAAUUGGCGGUGAGAUUUAAGAAUCCGCAGAUUGCGAAGGAGUUUAAGGAAGCGGUGGAAAAUGCGCAGAAGAAUUUGAGGGAGAGACCGAGGAAUAAUGAGUAUCAGGAGUAUCAGGUGGAGGAUGAUGAGGAGGAUAAUGAAGAUGAUGAUGAACACUCGAUGAUGUUUGAACGGGAUGCUAGGUUGUUUUAUUUGGAUGGUGGGGAUUGGCAUCCUAUGGCUGAUGGGAUGGUUAAAAUGUUUUAUGACUCGGAUUUGUAUGGAGCGAGGAUCAUUUUUGAGACGGGAUCUGCAGAGCUGAUUUGUAAUUGUGUUAUUACUGUUGAAACGGAAAUGCAGGUCGACAAAAACGAAUGCAUAUGGACUGCAAUCGAUGAUGCAUUCGAACCAUCGGUACAACGUACUCUCAAAGCUCAAUUUUCAAACGAAGACUCGGCAGAAGAAAUGUUCAUGAACUUCCAUGACGGUCAAGACUAUGCUCGUCAAGCUCAUAUUACUAAUGUCGGUGAUUAUUCAUCGGGUAGAUAAUAUCAUUUUUCUUCUAUCACUUCUAUUAUUUAAAACCAAAAUUUUUUUUAACUGCAUCACAA
Messenger RNA from Cotesia glomerata, 8185 nucleotides. Its product is annotated as E3 SUMO-protein ligase RanBP2-like. The record is from RefSeq and is a predicted model, not a curated record. Bases 144 to 8123 code for a protein of 2659 amino acids. NCBI's taxonomy places the organism in Eukaryota, Metazoa, Arthropoda, Insecta, Hymenoptera, Braconidae. Gene Ontology annotation, biological process: nucleocytoplasmic transport. Gene Ontology annotation, molecular function: GTPase activator activity; protein binding. The transcript has 5 exons. Gene Ontology annotation, cellular component: cytoplasm; nuclear pore.